AUGAGUAUAUUCAAAAUCGCUUGUUUCUUUGCGGCUGUCAAAUGCGUUCUGUAUCUCAUAGUAUUCUUGGCACCUGCGAUACAGUUUGAUACAUCGACGAAUCUUUUCCUAGAGCGUUUUGCCAGUGAAGAAGACAUCAAUAUAUGGUGGAAUGUUAGACUGUGGAAUAAGCUAGUGUCGUGGGAUGCCGUCUUUUUCUUGAAAAAUGCUAUGAGACAUGAUAGCAGACCAGAAUAUGAGCACGAGAAUGCUUUCUCUUUACUAUGGUGUGAUUUGAUCAGGAAAGCGUGUCGUGGCGAUCUCAGCUUUUACCAUGUGUUAAAGAUGGCUGUCAUACUCGAAAACUGCCUACACUUGGGUGCCACCAUUGUUCUAUAUUUCGUAACACUCAGAACUUUCAGGGCCAACGCCUUCAGAUUGCACCAUCGUCAUCUCCUAGCUCAAAAGACCGCUAUGCUGUUUGUUGCAGGCAGUGCGUCAGGAUUCUUUCUUGGGGUCUAUUCCGAGCCACUGUCAGCACUCUUGACAUUCUCAGGAAUGCUCUGUCGUGAAUACGCUACAGGAUAUGACGUCCGUGGUGCGUUGGUGAUACCUUGGACGAAAUGGCCGAUCUAUACCAUACUCUCCACGUUCUGCUUCGCCGCCGCUUUUGCAGUGAGACCAAAUUGCGUCCUGUUGGGUUUGUAUUACGUUUUUGACCUUUGGAAUCUUUUGAAGUCAAAGAACUACCGCAAAGCAACGUUCAUGCCCCUGCUCAGUGGUCUCGGCAUGUUUUGCUUUCUAGUCUACUAUCAAUACUACGCACCAUAUCAAUACUACUGCCCCGAAAGAGGAGAGUGGUGCGCUAAAAAGAUCUGGAAUCUGCCGGUAAGCUAUGAGUCGCUCUACAGCUUCAUUCAAAGCCGCUACUGGAAUGUGGGCUUAUUACACUACUGGACUCUGAACAACAUUCCCAAUUUCAUCAUUGCUCUUCCAAAUGCAAUCAUUUUAUGGUUCUCUGCGAUAUACUUUUCGCAUCAAUACCCCUGCCCUAACCUGAGACCCUUGGUAUUGAUAGUGAGGGUGUUCUUGGUCGUAAUGGUUUUUUUUGCACAUGUUCAGAUUAUCAAUAGAGUAGCCUCCUUUUUGCCGCUCCAUCUGUGGUACAUUGCAGAUCGCCAUAACAAGUUGAAGUUCACUAAAGAUGAGAACAUGAAGGGUGACGAUAAAUUAGUAAGAUUCUACGUCAUUUGGCUUGUCUUCUGGCUUCCACUUCAAACCUCGCUUUUCGCUUCGUUCCUUCCCCCGGCAUAA
Messenger RNA from Lachancea meyersii CBS 8951, 1293 nucleotides. The record is from the annotation of a GenBank genome assembly. NCBI's taxonomy places the organism in Eukaryota, Fungi, Ascomycota, Saccharomycetes, Saccharomycetales, Saccharomycetaceae.